CAGAUGCACAAUCAUACGAAGAUAAAAGGUGUAGAUGUGUUUGUCCAAGUACAAAAUCAGUCUUGAACAAUACACAAGGUACAGAUCGAAAAUUAUACAUUAGCAAUGUUCCUCCAAAUAUGUGCAAUUGUGAUGGCGUAAUAUUACCUAGAAUUGGAGAUGAAAUUAAAGGAAAAGAACAAGAGUUUUGUCCAAGAUGUGAAUGUAAAUAUGAGACUAGAAAUACAACAGUUAUUCGGUUUGUGGUGAUUAUGGUGAUUUGGAUAAUAUCGUUGCUAGUAGUAUACAUGCUGUUCUUAAUUUGCCUCGACCCAUUAUUAAAUAAACGAGCAAAAGCUAAUUAUCAAGAGCACACAAACGAAGAAGAUGAGACUGCAACCACAAAUAAUUUGAAUUCUCAUCAAAUGGGUGUGCGAGGAAAUGUUUUAAAUCGUGUAACACAUCAACAAGAUAAAUGGAAAAGACAAGUUAGAGAGCAGAGGAGAAAUAUUUAUGAUAGGCAUACUAUGUUAAAUUAG
This is a messenger RNA of Ctenocephalides felis (cat flea), 518 nucleotides long. RefSeq lists its product as uncharacterized. Gene Ontology annotation, cellular component: lysosomal membrane. Lineage: Eukaryota; Metazoa; Arthropoda; Insecta; Siphonaptera; Pulicidae. Bases 120 to 518 code for a protein of 132 amino acids. The record is from RefSeq and is a predicted model, not a curated record. The transcript is spliced from 5 exons.